AUGGGAAUCCUGGCUUUGCCCUUAGUCAUCUCCCUUCUCAAACCCCACGCCACAACUCGCCUCCGCCCCUCCCACUCCCUUUUCCUCCGCCGCCGCCACUUUGCCACGACCUUCUCCGCCACCACUACUCCUCAUUCUCAUUCUCAUUCUCCUUCACCUUCACAUUCUCUGUCACGCCACUCUUCUACUUCAACUCAAUCCGACAAUCGUUCCGUUAACUCCUCAACCCUCACCUUCCAGCAAGCCAUUCAGCGCCUUCAGGAAUAUUGGGCUUCUGUUGGGUGUUCUAUAAUGCAAUGUAGCAACACAGAGGUUGGAGCUGGGACUAUGAAUCCUCUUACAUAUUUAAGGGUUCUUGGCCCUGAACCAUGGAAUGUUGCGUAUGUGGAACCUAGCAUCCGCCCUGAUGAUAGUCGAUAUGGAGAAAACCCAAAUAGGCUCCAGAGACAUACUCAAUUUCAGGUGAUACUGAAGCCGGAUCCUGGAAAUUCUCAGGAUCUAUUUAUCCGCAGCCUCUCUGCUUUAGGUAUUGAUGUUACUGCACAUGAUAUACGAUUUGUGGAAGAUAACUGGGAGAGUCCGGUUCUUGGUGCUUGGGGUUUGGGCUGGGAAAUUUGGAUGGAUGGGAUGGAGAUUACGCAAUUCACUUACUUUCAGCAGGCUGGAAGUCUCCAGUUAUCACCUGUAUCUGUAGAAAUUACUUAUGGCCUUGAGCGUAUCCUCAUGUUACUGCAGGGGGUUGAUCACUUCAAGAAGAUAAAAUAUUCUGAUGGAAUUACAUAUGGAGAGUUGUUCUUGGAGAAUGAGAAGGAAAUGAGUGCAUAUUACUUGGAGCACGCUAGUUUUGAUCACGUUCAAAAACAUUUUGAUUUCUUUGAGGAGGAAGCUCGUAGCUUACUUGCUUCUGGCCUUACAAUCCCUGCGUAUGAUCAGCUUCUGAAAACAUCUCAUGCUUUUAAUAUCUUAGACUCCAGAGGCUUUGUUGGUGUAACAGAGCGUGCUCGUUAUUUUGGUCGCAUGCGUAGGGAUCAAGUCUUGGCUCAUCAGCUUGAAGUUUGUCAUAUUCCCAUUCUGGAUCAGUGGGCUGAUGCUUUUACCAAGCCUCUCUCUCCUACUCGCUUCCAGCUUCUUCGGUCCAAACUCAGUUUGGGUUUAGCUCGCCAGUGUGCUCAACUUUGGUUGAAGACAAGAGAGAUGCUUGGCUUUCCCCUUGGUUUUAUCUCUGAACCUGAUCAUUUUGUAUUGCCAAAAGGAAUUUUGGAAGCUGCAUGUGCGAAGGAUCAUUUUUUGCUUUGGUCCUUCACCUUGAAUUCUAAGCUUAUAGGGUCCGAAGGGGCAAUUGGCAUGAGUUCUUUGUCAGAUAUUGUUAGGUAUGUGAUUGAGCUUAGUGUCGGGGAGGGUGAUAUGGUGCAUGAUCAUUCAAGAGCAUUUGUUCUUGAAAUUGGGACUGAAGAGAUGCCGCCUCAAGAUGUCAUUGAUGCCAGUAAUCAACUGAAAGACUUAAUGAUGCAACUACUUGAACGGCAAAGGUUAAACCAUGGUGCAGUUCAAGCAUUUGGCACCCCACGGAGAUUAGUGGUUGCUGUUGAGAAUCUAUACGCAAAACAGGCUGAAAAGGAGGUUGAAGUUCGAGGUCCUCCAGUUUCAAAAGCAUUUGAUCAUGAAGGAAAUCCAACAAAGGCCAUUGAGGGUUUUUCUCGUAGAUACUCUGUUCCACUGGACUUGGUAUACAGAAAGGUUGAUGGUGCGUAUUCAGAAGCAGAAAGACUUGUUGAGCUCAGUCCUUCAAUAGGUACUUCAAUUCAGUUUCCUGAUGUUGCAGGGAAAACAGAAUAUGUUUAUGCACGAAUAAAGGAGUCUUCAAGACAUGCUUUGGAGGUCUUGUCUGAAGAUUUGCCUGCUACCAUUGCCAAAAUUUCAUUUCCAAAGACAAUGCGUUGGAAUUCUCAGGUGAUGUUUAGCAGGCCUAUUCGAUGGAUUUUAGCCUUGCAUGGAGAUGUAGUAGUCCCAUUUAUGUUUGCUGGGGUGACAAGUGGAAACUUGUCUUGUGGUCUUCGUAAUACUUCUUCAGCUGUUGUCCAGGUGGAAAGUGCAGAAUCUUAUUCAGUUACAAUGAAAAAUGUGGGAAUCGAUGUUUCAGUCGAGGACCGUAAGAAAAUUAUUUUUGAGCAAUCAAAUGCAUUGGCAAAAAGUGUAAAUGGUCAAAUUCUUAUACCAAAAGGUUUGCUUGAUGAGGUUGUAAAUCUUGUUGAGGCACCUUUUCCCGUGCUUGGAAAGUUUAAAGAAACCUUCUUAGAUCUUCCGAAAGAUCUUUUGACCAUGGUAAUGCAAAAGCAUCAAAAGUAUUUUGCUGUAUGCGAUGCAAAUGGACAGUUAUUGCCUUAUUUCAUUGCUGGAUUUUCUCAGGUUGCAAAUGGAUCAAUUGAUGAGACUACGGUAAGGAAAGGAAAUGAAGCUGUGCUCAGGGCUCGCUAUGAAGAUGCGAAAUUCUUUUAUGAGAUGGACACUCGUAAAAAGUUUUCAGAAUUUCGAAAGCAACUUAAAAACAUUCUCUUUCACGAGAAGCUUGGGACCAUGCUUGAUAAGAUGACUCGUGUUGAAAACAUGCUUACCGAACUAAGUUGCAUCCUAGAUAUCAAUGGAGAUGUUCAACAAAUUAUCCGAGAUGCUGCCUCACUUGCAAUGUCUGAUCUUUCCACUGCAGUUGUCACUGAAUUUACCUCACUUUCGGGAAUCAUGGGGCGUCACUAUGCCCUUAGAAACGGAUACUCUGAGCAGAUUGCAGAGGCAUUGUUUGAGAUCACGCUUCCUAGAUUUUCUGGGGACUUGCUUCCUGAAAGUGAUGCUGGCACAGUUUUGGCAAUUGCUGAUAGAUUAGAUAGCCUGGUAGGUUUAUUUACUGCUGGUUGUCAACCGAGUUCCACAAAUGAUCCGUUUGGUCUGCGAAGAAUCUCAUAUGGUCUUGUGCAACUAUUUGUGGAAAAGAAUAAAACUCUAGAUUUUAAAAAGGCCCUGGAACUUGCUGCAGAAGUCCAGCCCAUUAAAGUAGAUUCUCAUGUAAUUGAUGAUGUACAUCAAUUUGUUACUCGAAGAUUAGAGCAAUUUCUGGUUGACAAGGGGGUGCGUGCAGAAUUUGUUCGGUCAAUCCUUGUAGAAAGAGCAAAUCUUCCUUGUCUGGCAGCAAAAUCAGCAUACAAAAUGGAAGAAUUGUCAAGAGGGAAACUUUUUCCCAAAGUUGUUGAAGCAUACUCCCGGCCAACUAGAAUUGUCCGUGGGAAGGAAGAUGAACUCCAGACGGAGGUGGAUGAGGCUGCUUUUGUGACAGAUGAAGAGCGCGUUUUAUGGAACACGUUUUUGUCUGUUAAAAAGAGUAUCAAUCCUGGUCUUGACAUAGAUGAUUUUGUAGAAACUUCAUGUCAGUUAAUACAGCCACUUGAGGAUUUCUUUAAUAAUGUCUUUGUAAUGGUGGACGAUGACAAGAUCAGAGUAAACAGGUUAACCCUGUUAAAAGGAAUUGCUGACCUCCCUAAAGGAAUAGCAGACCUUACUGUUCUACCAGGAUUUUAA
Messenger RNA from Sphenostylis stenocarpa, 3567 nucleotides. The record is from the annotation of a GenBank genome assembly. Lineage: Eukaryota; Viridiplantae; Streptophyta; Magnoliopsida; Fabales; Fabaceae.